Messenger RNA from Gymnodraco acuticeps, 2136 nucleotides. RefSeq lists its product as uncharacterized. The record is from RefSeq and is a predicted model, not a curated record. Bases 1 to 1683 code for a protein of 560 amino acids. The transcript is spliced from 4 exons. Lineage: Eukaryota; Metazoa; Chordata; Actinopteri; Perciformes; Bathydraconidae.
AUGGAAGCAUCAAUGUACGAUCAGCCACAGGUAUCAACGAUCCCGAGAGAGAUGUUUAUUGAUGAUGAAGAGGAUGUUGACGACUAUAUCUUCAGAAAACACAACUGCUUGAAGAGAGAUAGUGGCACCAGCCAAACACAAGGGUCCCUGGACUCUGAAGACUAUGAAGAGAUUGUGACAAAGAAAGAUGGGAGUGUAAGAAUAGCUACUGAAAUCCAACAAGGAGAGCAACUGCUUCAACGUCUGCAACAGGUGCAGCUGCGACAAGACGUAUGUACACCAGAGAGUCCUUGUACCUCCAAGACGGUUGUCCAAGAGACUGGAGGUGAGACAGAGGGUGAGCUUGGGGAUGAAGAAGAUUAUAUGAAGGCAAGAGAAGACGAUCUGCCAGGUGGAGUUGAGACAAAAGAGAAUAGAUUUGACCCUGUAGAGCAUCAGGGUGCCAAGAUGAUGAAGAAGCAAAUAAAUGAGAGUAAAUAUGUAAAAGCAGGGAUGUCCUCGUACACAAUGGUUGUAGAGUAUAACGCAAAUUCAGGAGACUCCGAUGAUGACCCAAGUUACAGCUGCGUACAUGAAGACAAAUCUCCGAUCGACCCCAUUGAAACUUCUACCGAAAUUCCAUUCCUAUCUCCCUGCCACCGACUCUCCGUUGACGAGCCCUUGUUGGAGAGGCAGAUCUUCGAGGAAGCAAAGGAGAAGCAGAACCUGCAGAGAUCUGGUGGCCUCUUAUAUCUCACGGAUAAUCCAGAUGUGCUAGAGUUUCCCUUUAAGACCAAUAUCUUGCUGGAGCCAUUUGAGCCGACAAAGGAUGGCCCGGACCAGCAGCGCAGCGACUGGCAGUUCUCCGAGCAGAAGAUGAAAAAGGAGAUAAGUCAGGAGUUUCAGAGGGAGCUGGUGCUGGUCAACCAGGGGAAGAUCCCAGGUGGGUACAGCAAGGAGGAAACCCGCCAGUUAAAGGAGACAAAGCUGCUGUUUGAGGCUUUCCAACAUGACAACACAGAGGGUCCGAGAAAACACCGGAAACCACCUACUUCGCCGACGAAAGGUCACGUCUACCCUUCUGUGCUAGAGCGCACACGAAGCAUGAGGUUGCUGUCACUGAAUAGCUGCCCUGUUUCCAGAUCACUUUCCCUCAGACUGCUUCAAGACAUUGAGAAAAGUCCUGACAUCUCCAGAUCGCUGAGUUCAACAGGUGGUUCUCUAGACAAAAAAUGCUUUUGGUCUUUCACAAAACAAGACCUGAAGGCAAGCCAGUACAGAUCGAUGGACUCCAUAAACAAAGAUGUCUUCACAUGCGAUGUAGGUGCUAGGAGUAAAACUCUGGAUGGAAACACAAAACAAGAAUCUCCAAUCCUUAAACAUAACCCUUUCUUCAAGUUGCGUCCAGCUCUCGCUCUGAAGCCAGAAGUAUUGAAAGAAAUCCGGGAAGCCAAAGAAAGAGAGGAAGAGCUGCGCAGACAGAGAUGCACUUUGUACGGAGAAAACGGGAAAAGUAAUAAAGACGAAGAAAAAUCACGAUUUGAAACAAUGCUCGCACCAGCAGAGCUUCGGGCCGCGACAAAACAGUGCAGCCAGCCAAGGAGUGUGUCAUUAUGUAGCACCAUGUUACUAUUUUCAUGUUAUCAGGAAACAGUCCAGUCGGAAACUGGAACGAGUUUGGCCGCCGCCGUCCAAGAAAUCUGAACAGGAGGCAAAAGUUCAAAGAGCAGGAGGUCAGAAAACUCUGUGGCAACGCUGGGAGGCCGGCCUGAUCAACGGGAAGCCGUCAAAGGAAAAUAACUGACAACCUGAUGUCUUCGAGUCUACAAAUAUCAAAAUAAAUCAUAUAUAAUCAUGUCAAUAAGCUACGAUGCUAGAGCUGCAUAUGUGCAAGAUUAAUCAGCAUUUUCAGAAUCAUGAAGGUAGUUUCAGUUUCUGGCUCUUCUUACUCUGCUUUGUAUCUGUGUCAAAAUACUUUUUGUGAUUUAUUUAAACACUGUUAAUCAGCAUGUAAAUAAAGAUUAAGUAUCAUUCUCCAUCAUGUUUAUGUUUAUGUAAAUGAUACAUGUCUAUUAACUGUAGUCAUACUGUUUAUGGGAAGACACAUCUCCACUUACAGUUGGCUACAGACUCACGUUUCUUUCUCCACAAGAUCUA